UCAUAUUUUUGUUCUCGGGUUGGAAAUCCACUAUGAGAUGAGAGAGGAAGAAUAACGCGCGGCUGUUUGAGGUGGACGCCGAAUCUGCGAGAGAAAUUUUGGGUAUCCGUUCAGCGGCAGUGCGCCGGUGGUGUGGCUACGGUUCAGUGGCUAAAUCGAUGUCGGUAACUGUUUUCCUUUGAGAUUUUUCAGUGCGUAUUUCAUAGUUUUGAAGGUUUAUAAUUGAUUGGGGGGUUUUUGUUUCCAUUAUAACUCUGUAUGAUUACACUAGAUAUCUUGGUGUUCUUACUCUCUAGAUUGAAUUCUGUUUUGGGCAUAUUAGAGUUUAGUUGUUUGCUCUCUAUUUGUGUAUGAACCCUAAUACAAUUCGUUGAAGUACACAAAAAUAUGCUUCAGCAUCAAAUUGUUCAAUCCCCAGCUAGAUUGGGGUUGACAAAUCCCAAUUCUCCCUCUAUUCAAAACCCUACUCCACCUAAAUUGCCCCCUUCUCAACAAUCCCAUCACCAAAAUCAAUCCAAUGUCUCUUCUUCCACCCCUUCCUCCACUCUCCUUCCCCUACUUCCUCCUCUUCCUCGAGCUCAAGCACUUCUCCUUCAAAUGGCUUCAUUAGCUUCCAAGCUCUUUGAAGUCUCCCCCAAUCGCUCCCUUUGGCUCACUGCAUUUCGAGGGUCUCUUCCCACUUUUCUUACUUCUCAAACCCAGUCCUCACCCUCUACCUUUCUUGAUUCUACUCCGUCCUCUUCGAAAGAAAUUUUGUCGCUCUUUAAUGUCCUGCAGACGCAGUUGUUUGAAGCUGUUGCCGAGCUUCAGGAGAUUCUUGAUCUUCAAGACUCUAAGCAGAAGAUUGCUUAUGAGAUACGAGCUAAAGAUGCUGCUCUUCGUGCUUUUGCUAAUAAGCUUAAGGAUGCUGAGCAGGUACUUGAUGUUUUGUUUGAUGAUUAUGCGGAUUAUCAGCGUCCUCGACGGGUUAAGACAGAGGGUGGUGCUGAAAAUGAAUCUUUGUGUUCGACCACAGUUGCAUCCCAGUUGAGAUUAUCUGAUAUAUUGUCGUAUGCUCAUAGGAUAAGCUAUACUACUUUUGCACCACCUGAAUUUGGUGCUGGACAAGCUCCAUUACGUGGAGCACUUCCCCCUGCUCCGCAAGACGAGCAAAUGCGUGCGUCUCAGUUGUAUAAUUUUGCAAACCUUGAUGUUGGUUUGCCUAAAGCAGUUGAAAGCACUGAGAAAACUAUUGAGCCGAUGAUUGAGCCUCCAGCUCCGGUGCGAGUAGAUGCUAAUCCUCUUUCUAAUAUGGCUGCUAUUCAGGGUCUGCUUCCUCCAAAUAUUACUGUCCCAUCUGGCUGGAAACCUGGAAUGCCUGUCGAGUUACCUGGAGAUUUACCAAUGCCCCCUCCUGGAUGGAAGCCUGGGGACCCUGUGCGAUUACCACCAAUGGACUCUCUUCCUGUUACUAGAGUUGAUGAGCCACAAUUGAGGCCUAAUGCUCUUCCAGGAUUGCAUAAACCUCCUGAGCCAAUUCAAGUUAGGCAUGUUCAAUUGGAUAUUCUUGAUCAAGAUGACGAUAGUAGUGAUUACACUAGCGAUGAAGGAAGCUCUGAAGAUGAUGAUUGAGUGGAACUUGGACUGAAUCAUCAACUAAUGUCAUAAAUGUCCCCUUGUUGACAAAAGAGAUGGGUGUAGAGACAAUCAAAAGGUUUGCCUAGAAGCAGCAACCCUUAAAGAGUGUAUACUAUAGUUUACUGAUGACUAUAUAUGCAUGGGGCUAAGCAGCAAUCUGCAGGGGGAAGAGUUGAAUAUCAGAUUCUGUAUGUUAUGGCUUAUACUUGUGAAAGAAAAAGAUUCUGAAAUGAAGAUUAUUGUUGUUGAAGCUUUUUCUCCUGGGUUGAAGAAUAUGAAGAUUUAGGAUGUUUUUUCUUUAAAAAAAGAUAUUGUUAUUUUCUAUUACAUCCUUGGGUAUUUUAGAAGAGGCUUAAGAUUCUGAAGUUUCGAAGUAGCUGGAAGGUGGGCAUUUGUGAAUCCUAAACUAUUAUGAGCUUCAUUUAUCAAAUGUGAGAUUGUUAUUUUUGUUGA
Cucumis melo (muskmelon) is the source of this 2070-nucleotide messenger RNA. Its product is annotated as mediator of RNA polymerase II transcription subunit 4. Gene Ontology annotation, cellular component: mediator complex; core mediator complex. Gene Ontology annotation, molecular function: transcription coregulator activity. The record is from RefSeq and is a predicted model, not a curated record. Bases 388 to 1611 code for a protein of 407 amino acids. The transcript has 2 exons. Lineage: Eukaryota; Viridiplantae; Streptophyta; Magnoliopsida; Cucurbitales; Cucurbitaceae. Gene Ontology annotation, biological process: regulation of transcription by RNA polymerase II.